Messenger RNA from Tuber melanosporum (Perigord truffle), 1038 nucleotides. RefSeq lists its product as uncharacterized. The record is from RefSeq and is a predicted model, not a curated record. Lineage: Eukaryota; Fungi; Ascomycota; Pezizomycetes; Pezizales; Tuberaceae. Bases 1 to 1038 code for a protein of 345 amino acids. The transcript has a single exon.
AUGCCGCUUUCGCCUUUUGUGUCUAUCCUCAGGGCUUGCUGUGGUUCAAGCUCAAGAUUCCCUCCCCAGCAAAUCAAGACCUUGCUCCAUUCAUUUGUAGCCCCAAGUCUCUUAUUACAAGCUGAAACACCAGUGUCUCCUCUGGAGGCACUUCUCGAGAGCCUCUCAGCUAUCGCUCAGCCGGCCACUUUUGAAGCAACUCUGGUGUUCCUGGAUGAGUCUAUCUUGAGGUGUAUUCGUACUCCAUUCAAAUAUAUCGACGACUACGCUGAGCUUGUUCUGAAUAUAUCGGGGCCUCAGAGGCAAGGGCAAGGUACCGCGGCUGUGAGCCCUCUGGUUAUGACAAUAGUUGAGCAGUUCAAAUUCUUCAUAGAAUCAGAUGCCCCUCGUGGAGUGAAACUAGGCUUUUCGACUUGGUUGGCAAGGUUCAUGGAGUCUUGUGCAAUUUUAGGAGAAAACGGGCAUGCCCUUGCCGCUUUGUGCAAUCGCCUUGUUGAACUCUGCGGGUAUGACAAAGCAAGUAAAGGUGUUUUCAAAUCGCUAAAACAGGAUCUGGAGGGGGGAGGGGGAUUCCAACUUGUUAAUAGAGAAUCACCCGAACCAACGCCAAAGAGAUACGGAGGAAUAAUUUCAGGAGAGAAGCGCUCCCGGGAUCUGUUCAGAAGUUUGAGGAGAUUAGACACACAGGCUAUUGAGAAUUUGCUGCGCCUUUAUCGGGAUGUAGGAGCUGAGGUUUCACUACUUGAUAUUGUGGUGAUUUGUAGAGCGGUGGGUAGUAUACUAGAUGGUAGCACGAUAAACGAAGGCGAUGCUUGCGCCGCUAUCUCUAAACUACUAGGCCUUUUAAAGGCUCUCUUCGAGCGGAUACCAAGGGGCGAUGGGCUUCGUGGUCGUGCCAAAGCAAUGUUGGCCCAUGACAGCAUUUGGAUUGAGUCUUUUCUCCAUGUGCCGGUGGAUCCAGGAAGAGUCCCACGAUACAUCAUUUUCUCAACAGGCAAUUGCCCUCUAUGUCUGCUGGACGAGUCGAAAGCUUGCUAA